CAAAAUUGGCGAAUCCCAUCAUGGUUGACGUUUGAACAUGUGGGACUGGCCCCGAGAUGGGGCUAGCAAACGGCGGUCCUCCGAAUCUAGGUCUAUAACUAGAAUAUCUUGCAAUUUCUGGUGAGCAAUAUUCGAGCCUAGAGACGAGGAUAGUAACUAUAGGAAGAUUGAGAUUUGUACUCUUUGGAAGACAUGCUUUUAUGUUUUUAUUCUGUUGAAACUCGAAGUCUUUGCUAAAUUAACUUAGCGCUUAGGCCGAGCAGAUUAAUUAACUAUGCUUUAGCCUGAAAGAGAGGAAAGGGAAAGGGGGGCCAUUUUCUUUCUGUCAGGGGCUAUAUUUCGGGGAUGAGACGAGAGGAUGUAGUGGUUUAACCAUCUAGAGGAGAUUCUAUCAGGACUGUACUCUGUAUGGGGAAUAGAGAUGUAGAUGUAAAACUGCCAACACUCCCCAGGCGCAUUUCAGAAUCGAGUCUGCUUGAAACUGUUCCCGCCAUCAGCGUAACCAGCGUCGUCGUCGUUGAGAAUGAGACCGACACACAGACAAGGCGAUUGUCAGACCACGGGGCGCCACGCUAUGAAAUUGGUCAUGGAGUUGAUGAAAUAAUACCUCCAGGUUACAAAGUGCCCCAUACCUCCAGCAGGACUAGAGGAAGUCCCCCUGGGUAUCCAUAUCCAUUGUCCGUGCCAGAUGCCAUCCAUCCAAUCCAAUAAUCCCCUUGUUGUGCCCAAAUGCCCCGACUAAACAACAGCUCAUCCGCUGCAUUUUCAGUCAUUUUUCGACUUCCCGCCCAGAUCCAGGCGUGCGGAGUAUUUCUGGCAUUUUCAUUUAUAGUUCUGACCUACAGCGUAGUGAUUUACUGUGUACUGUUCCUUGGAAUACUCCUUGCUCUCCUGAAUGUUCUCCCUCCAGCAUCCCCAUCCCCAUCCCCAUCCCCAACCCCAACCCCCAUCCCCAGCCGUGUGUCGUAGUCCGCUCCCGCCAGGCCAGGCCCACCCACGCAAUGCGCCUGGAAGCUGUUUCUUCCAACUCCAACUCCACCUCGACAAUUACUGUGACCGAGUCUGCUAACAGCAAACAUGACAAAGAAUGGAUGCGCUCUCGCAGACUGACUGAUCCUUUGACCAGCCAGCCUGUAGAGGCACCGCAUGUAGACCGUCGUUCGUCGGAUUCUACCACUCGCCUCUUGCAGACUCCGAAAUCAACCGCCAACUUGGCUGUGUAUACCGGCAGCAGUAGCAAUUCCUGUCCCAUCAGCUCUGCCAGUCUAUCUGAUCCUACGCUCGCCUGUUUUUCUCCGCGCAAAAUAAAUGCCCUGAAGCCUCCUCCUACACGGACCACGCCAACCAGCAUCCCUACCCUACUGUUGCAGACACCCCGGACCCAGACAACUCGUGACUUGGAUAAAUUAUCCCCAUCAUCUGCCAACAACAUUUCCGCAAUAUCCUCCAGCACCCCUACAACCGCCUCUUCUUCUACAACAUCACACUCGCUAAAACCUCAACCCAACGUCGAGCCAAAAUCCCCCCAUCAGAAAAGGUCUCCCGCGUCUCGCAGUUCGUGCGGAAUCGAAACGUCAACCGGCCCGCCGCCUGCGCUUUCCACACAACGCUCGUUGUCCUACGAUAAAUCCCGCCACAAUACAAAAUCAAAAACAACAUCGACGUCAGCAACACCUUCUUCUUUCCACAGACCAAGAUCUUUUGGGGGUACUGCAAGAUCAAAAACCAAACUUCAACCUCCUCGUCCGGCAUCUAGCAUUGAUGCAGUCUUGAAACCAGACACGUCCCCUGCGACAGCCGGUGAAUUGCGACAGCGCGCGACUCUACCAAUUGGAUCAAGCACAACUACGAAGCGGGAAAAAGCCAAUAUGACUCUCUCAGCCACGCGCCUGGGUGGAAGUUUUUUGGGUGGCAGCAGUCGUGAACGGGGCCAUCAGAGCACAAGCAAUGGGAAUACGGACACAAGCAGCAAGGAGUCUCUUGCCGAGGAUGGCAAGUCCAAAAAUGAAGACAUUUUCUUGAAUAUUGCGAAAGCAAAUUCCAUCCGCCGCAGUUCAACAACGAAGACUGAAAGGAAAAGGUCUAAAUUUGGUCUCUCCGGCCUGUCUUCACGUACGAGUCAAGCCAAUGAGGAGGUUCCUUCUCCCCAGACUCCCCGGUUCGACUCUGAUCAGGUUACACCGUCACGCUCUCAGGACGACUCCCCUUCACUGGGACUUGGCUCUUCCUCACUUCGAUCCCCUAUCGCGUCUCAACAUCCAGUGGAUGAGAAAAGUCGACUUCGAUACUUUGGUGUUAGCGCAAGAUCAUCUAUUGGUCUUCCUCGGAGCAGACUCACUCGUACAAGCCAGGAACCGUCCCCCGAAUCUUCUACGAAUUACACUAUUGAAAGACGGGGUUCCAAUGCCCAGGAACAAGUGCAAGGCCAGUCGCGCACAUACAGACAAUCUAAUCUAUCUACUAUGCGAACCACCCAAAAUUCCUCUACCGCGGACACAGUAGCCGAACGAUCUAGGUUAGAAGCAGAAAGAUCGAGGCUGGAUGGCACAGAAUCAACCCUAUCUACAACUGCCCCGUCUACCGUCUGGGAUGAGUUAGAUGACUUGAAGUCUAGAAUUCGUAAAUUGGAGCUGACGGGGAAAUUACCACCGUCAUCUGCCGCUGCAAUGUCUAGUGUUUCUGGUGAAAGGCCCCGCACUGCAACGACGACAGUGACCACACUCUCUUCUUCCCCAAAACAUGGUCGAAAAACGACGUCUCCACCACCAGAACCGGAAUCAGGCGCUGCAGCAGAUCAAGUACACCCUUUACUUAACACAGCUUUAGCGAAAGCCAAACCCAUACUGAAUGCCGAUGUGUAUCGCGCGCUUGAAGCAACAGCAACAGACGCCUUAACAUUGGCUACUAUUCUCAGCUCCAACGCGCCACAGCACGGAAGUGGUAUGUCCGUUGUUAAUGGAGCGAGUGUUUCAGAGCGGCAGGUGCGACGAAAGGCGGACAGCUUGUGCCGGGGUUUAACAGAGUUGUGUUUGGUAUUGUCAGAUCAGCAGUGGGAAUCUAUGCUGAAAACAAGACCGGGUAGUCCAGAGGUGACAUCUAGCCAGUACCGAAGGGAUGGAAUUGUAGAUAGGGAGUCGAUAACGCCGACUAUCGCAUAUCGUCGAAGCGCCAGCCAUGAGCCAGAGGACAUUCACCGUGGUAAUACUCCCACAAUGCGACUGGCAGCGGGCAGUCGUUUGGAGACGCGGCGAGCAAGCAUCCUUAGUCUGAGUACAGGACCUACACCCAGCCGAAACAACCAGGAACAAACAAACCAGCUUCCUCCAUCCAGCCUUUCAACUCCUCCAAGCCGUCUCAAUCGUUCUUCUAUGACACUUCGUAACCGAAGAUUGCAAGGUGAAGAAGAACCUGACGACAAAGCGUCUGUUGUCUCCCGUCCUAUUUCCCGAGCAAUGACUGAGAUCAACGCCGGGACAACUCGUUAUUCACCUAGAGAACGACGCCAUUCGCGCGAGUAUACUUCCAAUCAUCCGCUCCCGGAUCAACAGCACGUGUUACAGCAGCUAUCCCCCCCACAACAGCAUACCGAUCAAUCCCACUCAACCCCUCAAGCCCAGUCAAAUAUCCCAAUGCGCAGGAAUUAUGGUACCCCAGGUACGAGCCUUCCAACAACCACGCACACGAAUAUCCAGCCUGGAUUCCGAAGAUACGGCGCAGCCUCUUUAAAUACGGGUACCAAAUCUGCGGAAGGCUCACCGAAAGACCCUAAUUCCGCAGGGACCGGCUUGGGCUCUAAAUAUACCGGUUUACUCCAGUUACGGCCUAGAACAAAUAGUACAGGAAUGCGGAGAAUAAGCAUUAGACACCGUCCGUUCGCCUCGACUGAUGGUGAUAAUGAACUUGAUUGAUAAGACCACCUGAUUAUUGAAUUUUGCGUGUUAACUGGCGUUUGACAUUUCAUCCUUUUGAUUUUAAUUCUCCGCAUCGUUUAUCGGAGUACAUGGAACAUUUUGCUACACGCGUGCAUCCCUCUCUGACUUGCUCAGAAGUCAGUUUUGCUUGUUUUCUAACCCCUCUUUUUUUUUCUCAUCCAUGCAUACUAUUAAACGAUCAUGAUUUUUGCCUGUCUGAAUUCUAUUUCAAUCCUUUCUUUCGUCUCAUCGCUUGUUCCUGUUGAUGGGUCAUCGCUGGAACGAAGAACCUUUUUCAGGCUUGGUAAUGACGCAAUUAAAUGAAGCCUUAGGCCCCAGCUCCCUCAUCCAUUUCCCUUUUUCUUGUGAUGGUAUCCUGAACGAGGGAUGCCAAACAACCGAACAUGCGCUCAUAUUCAAGAUACAUUGCUUCCCGUCUCAUAGAGAUCUAUAGAGAUUGUACUGUUUGUCCCUUUUAUUCCACCAACGACACACCCUUGAGAUAUUCAUUUUGUCCGUUUCUCAGGUGAUUUUGGUUUCUUCCUUUUCAAAUUUUAGUUACCUAUUUCAGAUCUACCCCUGUUUCUCACUUGUAUUUUUUGCUUACACACAUACCUCUACAUUUUUUAUGACUUCUUGUAUUUAGUCAUUUUUCUUGUAUUGACACUGGAUUUCCUUUCUCCCUGUAGGACAGACCACCCUGGCUCAAAGCCAGUUGCGGCGGGGAAUUUCGUCCAAUGUAUGUACAGGUUCUUUUUGAAGAGAUACAGCCUGCUGUUGAGUCUUACUGUUUACAAUGAUAUUCCAUUUGGCGCUGUUUACUAUCAACCGACUUAGCCUGAGCCUGGCUUUAAUCGUUGCUUCAAACCAGAUCACACUGUCCGAUCUUUCCUCGUCUAAGCAACCAGCAGCUCCUCUCCAUACUGGUCUAGAAAGGCCCCCACGCAUUUGAUAAACCUGUCAACAUCACCCUCUGUCGUCUCUAACGUCAAAGCCAUGUAGCCCCUCAUAGCAAGAUAAACAUUCUGGUCCAGCAUAUGGUGAUAAAACAGCGCCUGCCACGCUUCUGCAGCAUCUCCAGUAAACCGCACGGUUAUCAGGCUCCCAUACCCACUUAUAAACAUUCGUGGAAGGGUCUUGGUCUCCCCCUCCCGCUUCUCUCGAUGAAACGUAUCGACCUCCACAAACCCAAACCCUCCACUUAACUCACCACCCGUCCUUACAUGUUCACCGAUAAUUCCCCGAUCAGCAAGCAUACUCCAAACUCCGCCUCUCAAUCUAUCCCCCAAAGCAUUAAGCGCCUCAACUCUUUCCCUCGUAUAUAUGCCCAGGCCUUCGAAUCCGGCCACCAUCGUCAAUAUGUUAUUAUUAAAAGUCCCGGCAUGGCUCAAUCUCCCUUUCCCUCUCCCCUUCCCCUCCCCCGGACCUGCAGGUAAAUACAACUCCAUAAUCUCCCUCCUGGCCCCGAAUGCCCCGAAACUCAUCCCACCACCAACCCAUUUCCCCAACGUCAUAAUAUCAGGGUUGAUACCCAAAUACCUCACACAUAAUCCCGCAGGUCCCAGUCGGGACGUCAUCACUUCAUCAGCGAUGAGGAGCGCGCAAUGCUCGUCCGCAACCUGCCGUAGGAAGCUAGCGAAUUCCUUCGUGGCGGUCCGACAGCCGCCGGCGCCUUGCAUGGGUUCGAAGAGGAUUGCAGCAAGGCUAUUGCUUGGAUCGAGGGAAUCGAUAAUUGCCCUCGUCUCCGCGAUGUUAUUGUAUGGCGCCAUGACGAAGUCGUGUGGGAGAUUCGUGGCUGCGGGGCCUGCGGUGCCGCCGCUGCUCAUCACUCCGCUGCCUUGAUCGCCAUUUCCGCCGACAAGGCUCAUCGGAAACGUAAGUGUUGCGCCAUGGUAUGCGUUGCUGAAGACGAGGAUUUUAUUCUUCGUGCUACUCGUCCUCGUGCCAUCGUUCCCGUUGUCACUACUAUUAACAAACGCCAAAGCCGUCGCAAUCGCCAUUGUAUUCGCCUCCGUCCCCGAAUUCGUAAAUCGCACCAUCUCCACCCCAGCCUCCUUGAAGCGGUCACACACACGCGCCGCAAAAGCACACUCAUGCACGCUGAUGCCGCCGAAAUUCCAUCCACCUGUCAUGGCGGUUGAUAUAGCAUUGGCUAUACGCGCGUUGGAGUGGCCGAAUAGGCCAGCGCUAUAUUCUCCGAGUAAAUCAGUAUAUGUGUGUCCGUCUAGGGAGGUGAGGGUGCCAGUUUUGCCAGAGGCGAUGGUGAGGGGGAAUGGGGUAGAGAAAAUUGAGGAGCGGGUGUUUCCGCCAGGCAGGUGUUUGAGGGCUUCCUGGUGGGCGGCGUAGGAUCUGGGGUUGCGGGUUUUGUAGCGGCUAUGGGAGGCGUGGAGGCGGGUGGUUAGUGGGGAUAUCAUUGUUGUUUUAGGAUUUUCUUUCUCUUUUCUGCUGUGUGAUAUUUUGCCCGGGCGCCCCCGGGGGGGGGGGGGGUUAUUUAUUUUAUUCCUGGUGCCUAUACCCGUUCCGUAUUUGAAGUAUGUAAGUUUCCUGUAGUAGUGGUGGGGUGAAGAUUAGAAGAUUAUCUAUAUAGAUGUGUAUUCCAUGUUGUUCCAGUAAAAUGAUAGUUCUAAAGGCAUGGAAAAGCGACGGGAGAAGAUCCAACGGGCGGGGAAGCUCCAGUCGUGCCGAUCUUGGGCGCCAAGUCGAACAAGUGACAAAAUAUAACAGGCCAUAAAUUUAUAUAUUUGUAUAAUGGAGAAUAAUUCCAUUGCGGAACUCUCGGCCAAGAUGA
Blastomyces gilchristii SLH14081 is the source of this 6699-nucleotide messenger RNA. RefSeq lists its product as uncharacterized. Bases 1002 to 3908 code for a protein of 968 amino acids. The record is from RefSeq and is a predicted model, not a curated record. NCBI's taxonomy places the organism in Eukaryota, Fungi, Ascomycota, Eurotiomycetes, Onygenales, Ajellomycetaceae. The transcript has 2 exons.